Molecule: messenger RNA, 4001 nt
Organism: Priapulus caudatus
Lineage: Eukaryota; Metazoa; Priapulida; Priapulimorpha; Priapulimorphida; Priapulidae
Product: ubiquitin-conjugating enzyme E2Q-like protein 1
Exons: 2
Coding region: 257-1066 (269 amino acids)
Source: RefSeq, a predicted model, not a curated record
ACUGAUAAUAUGCGACGUCAUUACGUUCCGUAACCAACCGAAGAUUGCCGAUCCUAGCCGAUUGAGCACGUGAAAAUCAUGUGCAUCCCAGCUGACCAAACCAAAUAAACAUUCGCUGUUUCACCGUGGAGAUCGCGAAUACGCGUCAAGACUCAAGAGACGACAAGGCGAGGGUGUCCUGGCAACUACAUUUAUGAGUACGAGAGUAAGUUGCCCAGGAGCUUGACUGUGCACCAGCAGGAACGCUCGUCGUCCGAUGGACGAAGGCAGCCGCAGGCAACCAACUGCAACUCUAGACACCACCGAUGAACAGCCGCGCGGUAGCGGCAACACAACCUGGAUGGAUGCCCUCCUCAUGAAGCUUCGCAAGCGACGCGGCAAGUCCGACUCACCGGAUGAUUCCUCGCGGGAUCCGGACGACCCCUCCGCCGAGCACACGCUUCCCCGCGCCGUCCUCAGAAGCUCCGAGCGCACGCACCUCCCCAAGUGGGGGUCGCUGACCGCCCCACUCAAGACGGGCAGCACCGUUGAGCAGGUGGCGCCGGCGGUCGCGCACGGCGGAAGCGUACGCGCAAAGCGGCUCAUGAAAGAGCUGCGCAACCUGCAGCAGUGGGGCGAGCAGGGCAUCUUCUCCGUCGAGCUGGUCGACGACAGCCUGUACGAGUGGUGCGUGCGCGUGCGCGGCCUCGACCCGGACUCGGCGAUCGCGCGCGACAUGCGCGUGCACGCCGUCGCCAGCAUCCAGCUCGGCCUCACCUUCCCGGAGAACUUCCCGUUCGCGCCGCCCUUCAUGCGUGUCGUCGCGCCGCGCAUCCGCAACGGCUUCGUGCUCGACGAUGGCGCCAUCUGCAUGGAGCUGCUGACGCCGCGCGGCUGGUCGAGCGCGUACACGGUCGAGGCGAUCGUCGUGCAGUUUGCGGCGAGCCUCGCGAAGGGAGACGGCCGCCUCGAGGAGAAGAAGACGCGCAAGCCUUACAGCCGCCGCGCCGCCGAGAGUGCGUUCCGCAGUCUGCUGAAGAUCCACGACAAGUAUGGCUGGGUGACGCCGCCUGCAUCCGACGGCUGAAUAACAGGUGGCGCUACUAGCUUUGGAUAGUUGGCGCUACCGAUUUUGGAUGGGUUAGUGUUGAACAGGGUCGCGCCGGUAGAGGUCACGAGCUGGUGUCCUUCAGCAUGACACCGGUGAUGCCAAAUGCAUCAGAUGGGUGAUAUCGGGAGUGUAAUGACGAUGGAGCGACCAGCAUCAUACGGGUUGGUGUUAGAAAUGUGGCACUACUAGCUGCAAAGCUAGAGGUAAUGAUUAGACAGGUGGCAUUGCUAGCACUGUAUGAGUGGCACUGCUGGUUACGUUGUAAGUGCCACUAGUAGCAUUGUUUGUUGGCGCCAACUACAUGCCGUAAGUACUGCUGGCAGCAUGAAUAGGUGGCAGUGCAACAUCAGCAUUCACAGUUGAAGCAGGCAGCAUUAAAAUAAAUUUUGCCAAUUUUGGAAUUUUUUUACUACUUACAUAUAUAUAUGCACGUAGUGUUCUUGCUACAGUGUAACAAUCUCAUGAGAAUUCGUGUUUAUCAUGUUAGUAAACGAAACAAAAAGGAAUGAGAACAUCUUCUUUUUUUAAUCGUAAUUACCCACUUCCUACUUUUAGGACGUGUUUAUAACAUUAAAGAUUUUAAAUUGAUGGCCGUGGUUUGUGUUUCUGUUUGAUUACAGCAUUUAACAGGUUUCAUUUAAUUAAUCGAUUUUGAGGAAAACUCGGAUGCAAUAGAUGUAGAUAGUGGUAGCCUGGUGCCAUUAUAGUCACUGCCUGCUAUAAUGCGUUAUUAGCUCUUUCUAUUAUUUGUUUGCGACAUCAGGGUUGUGCUAGUUUCUAUCUGUUUGCGAAUCGUACUUUCAGAUUAAAGGGCAUAAAGGCCUGGCGACCAUAGCAAGUGGGCAGAAUUUAGGGCUAACUAUAGAUAAUCUACGGUGCACGUCAUGACAUGCAUUGUUACUAAGUCUAUAUACAAUGUGAUUAAAAUGUGUUUAUGGGCAAUUUCAACAUGUAGGCAACGUGGUAGCAGUCACUUCCUUUUGUUUUCAUCCUCAGGUUCAGUAUUACUUCAGAGAUUUCCAAAGGUUUGGUCGUUUGGUCAGUGCAAUCGGAAUGAAAACUAUUUAUGACCUUGUAAGCUUUGCGUGCAGGAACAUAUUAUCUUUCCUGAGUACCCUAUAAAGCUAUGAUAGACUAAAACAUCUGUACAGGGUAUGUGUUUCUACACAUUUUGUUCGACAUGAAUUAUUUUGAUGAUAAUAUUAUAAUAAAACGACAGUUUUAUUAUAAUGUACCAAUGAAUCAUAGCUUACACUAGGGUUAAAACAACAACAAAAUAGUGCAUUAAAAAUGUCGGGUUCGUAUCUUCGAGAUAUACCAUAUAUGUAAAUAAUGGAUUAUGAAAGAUAUAUUAGAUAUAUUAUUAGAGCGACAAUGUAAUUAUAUUGUGUAUAUCAGAGUAGAAUUUCAUGACAUGUAUAAUUGUGACAUUCCAAAAUGUAUUUGAUGUAAUAACUGGCGUGACCUCUGAUAUCUAGAAUGUGUGCAUAUAUAUAUAUAUAUAUACCGAUAAUUAAAUGCCGAAAGAGUUGCAGAGAUUGUGAAGCUGUAUAAUAACACGUUUCAAAAAUUGUCUGGCGCCUGACGUUGCCGAAAAUUUCAAUUUAAUGGAAAUAAUGAUAUCCUGUUGGUCAAAAGAGGUAUAUAUAUAUAUAUAUAUAUAAUGUUAGUGACGUGAAGAACUUCUAUACUCGGUGUUUAACAUGUACUAUGUGUGACAUUGAGAUAACAUUAUUUGCUUAAUAUAAUUACAGGUUUUAUUUACGUCGAUCCCGAUUCAUUGCGAAUACAUGUUUUUGUAAUACAUUUUUUAUUGCAUCAUAGAUAUAGUCAGAUGUGUGCAAUGCAAGCAGACGGGAUGUUUUCCUUUGAGGAUAUUUAUACGGUACCGAGAUUAUUACCGAAAUAUUAAUACCUCCGAGAUUACUACGUAGAUCGAAGCCUCUUAUAAAGGGGCACGUGAUUAACAGACCUUUGUAAAAUGAUAUUACCAUACUUAAGUCCGGUUCAGUCCACCUACUUCAAACUAACCAUGGUCUGAGCCAUAUAGCGAGUGGAGUAAAUUACCCCUCGGUACUAUACAUUGUCUGUGCUCGCAGAAAUAUCGGCUGACACUCACACACAUGGCGUUCCAGAAUGUGAAAUUGCUAUGAUGUGUAGUACGUCGUAGGUCGGCAAGGCACGGUAUGUGGUUGGUUACUGUUCCCGCGCACGUGUAGGGUUCACGGCUGGCUUCUUCCGAUAACCGAACAUUCCGAGAGAAGUUCCCCGCAUGUAUAGUGACAAGAACCGCACAUAGACACUUCCCGCCUGCCUCGUUGCGGGGAAAGAAUUUAAUCAAGUUACGCUAGAGGAAUUUCCUGUGAAAUAAAGCUCGAGAUGUUAUUGUAAGCGAAUUCUCACUGUAAAGUCGAUCGCGCUGGCAUGUUUGGAGCAUGUAGGAGGGAGAGUCGCGCGGAGUUUGGGAGACGUUCGGUAUCGGCGCACGGGCUGACAAUCCCACAGUCGUCUUUCUGCGAUUUACCGCCUUCUGCGAAUUACACCGCCUUCGUCCUUAAUCCCAAUCUGUAUAAUUUCGUUAGUGUACCUUGGGUGAGGAUGAAAGUCGUCUCGAUUUAUGAAAUGUCUGAUUGAUAGAAAUUUUGCUACAAGACAUAGGGAGAACAGCCGUCUCACGCGAUGUGAAGAUAUGAGAUUAAAGGCAGGAGAAUUUAGAGGAGCGUUAUUUAUUAAUGUCGAGAUCUACUGCGCUAAAUUUACUUGUAUCUAGCUAAUGUGACAGCCGGUUAUACCGCGGCGAGAUCAAUCUACGUAUACUUUGUUCUAACUGACAUAUGUGUACAGUCAUUGUACCUUGUCGUUUCAUUCCAUGAUUUCGACAAAUAAAGUGAUUUCAUGUAGAAAUACUCCA